CAGUGCAGUGCUCGGGCGACUAGUCCUCCAGCAACUGCAGUCUCUGGGCCUCACCGGCUUCAGCACCGGCGCGCCAGCCGCUCUCGCACCACCGCGCACCACCGCGCACCUGCCACUGCCGCUCCGCGCCCACCGACGCCGCCGGCUCUGCUGCCUUCCCGCUUCUGCCCCAGAGGAGUUCGCAGCCUGUCCAGAGCCUCAGCACCUGCGAGCAGAUGGAGCUGGACCAUAUGACGACCGGUGGCCUCCAUGCCUAUCCUGCCCAGCGGGGCGGGCCGGCAGCCAAGCCCAAUGUGAUCCUGCAGAUCGGUAAGUGCCGAGCCGAGAUGCUGGAGCAUGUGCGGAGGACCCACCGGCACCUGCUGACCGAAGUGUCCAAGCAGGUGGAGCGAGAGCUGAAAGGGUUGCACAGGUCGGUGGGCAAGCUGGAGAACAACUUGGACGGCUAUGUGCCCACCAAUGACUCCCAGCGCUGGAAGAAGUCCAUCAAGGCCUGUCUGUGCCGCUGCCAGGAGACCAUUGCCAACCUGGAGCGCUGGGUCAAGCGUGAGAUGCACGUGUGGAGGGAGGUCUUCUACCGCCUGGAGAGGUGGGCCGACCGCCUGGAGUCCAUGGGCGGCAAGUACCCAGUGGGCAACGAGCCGGCUCGCCACACUGUCUCUGUAGGUGUGGGGGGUCCAGAGCCCUACUGCCAGGAAGCUGAUGGCUAUGACUACACCGUCAGCCCCUAUGCCAUCACCCCACCACCUGCUGCCGGAGAGCUGCCUGAUCAGGGGUCAGUUGAGGCCCAGCAAUACCAGUCUUGGGGGUCAGGUGAGGAUGGGCAACCAAGCCCGGGUGUGGAUACACAGAUCUUCGAGGACCCACGGGAGUUCCUGAGCCACCUGGAAGAGUACCUGCGGCAGGUGGGUGGCUCUGAAGAAUAUUGGUUGUCCCAGAUCCAGAACCACAUGAACGGGCCGGCCAAGAAGUGGUGGGAAUUCAAGCAGGGCUCCGUGAAGAACUGGGUGGAGUUCAAGAAGGAGUUUCUGCAGUACAGCGAGGGCACGCUCUCUCGUGAAGCCAUCCAGCGGGAGCUGGACCUGCCGCAGAAGCAGGGCGAGCCACUGGACCAGUUCCUCUGGCGCAAGCGGGACCUGUACCAGACACUGUACGUGGACGCUGAAGAGGAGGAGAUCAUCCAGUAUGUGGUGGGCACCCUGCAGCCCAAGCUCAAGCGCUUUCUACGCCACCCACUGCCCAAGACUCUGGAGCAGCUCAUCCAGAGGGGCAUGGAAGUGCAGGAUGGCCUGGAGCAGGCGGCUGAGCCUUCUGGCACCCCACUGCCUACAGAAGAUGAGACCGAGGCCCUCACACCUGCCCUUACCAGCGAGUCAGUAGCCAGUGACAGGACCCAACCUGAAUAGAGGGGCCAGCCCGGGGUCCCCAGCCUGCCUGCCACACCCAGCCUGUGGCCUUUGCCAACUCGGACUUGAGCUGGGGCUGAUUCCCAAAGGGGUGCCCUGUCCAGCCAGACAUCUACUCACCCCCCUGGCCUGACUCACAGACAACUGCCACACAACCAUGCUACCCGGUCGACAUCAAGAAGCCCCUCUACCGCAGGGCUCCCACCUGCCACCCACCCCUCAGCGGUUUGCCCUGGCCCUAGUCCCACUGGCCUUACCCUCCACACUCUCAGACCAUCACAGAACACCUUUGGCUUCCUCGUUCUGCGCCAGUGCCCGAGUCCUUUGGGUAAUCGGGAAACAAGUGUCUGGAAGGCAAAGAGCAGUAGGCACCACACCCCAAGGGGCAUCCCAGGGCAGAAGCUAGAGCAGAAUCAUUGCCGAGAGAACCUUGACUUCAGGGAAUGCAGCCUGCUCCUAUGGACACAGCAGAUCCAGCUGGUACCCUAGCUGCCUCCCAGGGCAACUGGCCAACCUUGGGCAGUAUAGCUCCCCCCCCACCCCCGUCAGGGGUGAGCUAAACCCACAAAUGCAGCUGAAGCAGCCAGCAGACCUGACAUCAUGGCACCUCCUGGCCCCCAGCAGUGAUUCAUACCAGCGAAGAAAAGCAGAGCUCAGCUCCAUGACUCAGCCGUGGCAGGCGGAGGGUCCCAGAGGGGCUGAGUCCUCACACCCAGCUGAGGCAGCAGCUGGCACCUUCAGAGCCAGGAGAAUGAUAUCAGGUCUCAAGGCUGCUGAGAAGUCUUCCUUGCCAUGCCUGGAAUGGGCACCACCACAGCACGGGCACUGUCUCCUCCUCUCUCGAAGCUAUCAGCGCACAAGUUCCAAGAUACUUUCAGGGCUGAGAAAACAUGAUUACAAGAGAGGAGGGGGCCUGGCAGAGGGCAGCACUCCAACCCAGCCUGAGAGCUGGAGGUGAAGAUAGGCCAGCGUGAAGCCAGGGUCUGCCGUGAUGCCCACCCCGCUGGCCACUCGCUGCCCGCCAUGAGCCACUGCAGCUUGAGCAGGGUCUGUGCUCCUAGGCCUCUUAGCAUAGAACCCAGCUCGCUGAGUGGCCGUUGGUCCUCGCCAGAACCUCGCAGGAGCCUUAAGGCUUGGGCCCCAGCCCAGCCCAUCCUUUCCUGCUGUGCCCUGCCCUGCUAGUCCAAGCCCAGUCUCAGGAGACCCCAGGCCUUGGUUCCUGGGAUGUUCCAGGCACUUCCCUGCCCAGUUAUGGCCCAGCUGAGCCCCAGCCAUGCCCCAGCACCACUGCCUCGUGCUGGUAGCUGCUUGUGUCUGCAGUCCGAGUAAGCCUUGUCGAGGUUCCUCCAUCUGCCUGGUCCGCUGGUGUUCUGGGACCAGUUCCUCUGAAGUUCUGACAGAUCCUCUGUCCUGUCCCCCUGCCGGGCCCCACAGCUUUGUUUUUUCACAUAAGCCACGACCCAUAUGCAUUUGGCUUACACAGGAGGGAGGCCCCUGGGGACUAGGGAGACCCCGAAGAUCUCAAAGAGAGUGUGGCUAUCCCCUAUUUCCGCCAAGCCUUGAAAAUCCAGCCAGGCCAUCUGUCCAUACCAUCUUACCUCGAAGACAGACUUUUAUAUAGAUAUAUAGAUAUAUAUGCAUACAUAUAAGAUUUUCUUAAUAAAACCAUGAAAUUUC
Onychomys torridus (southern grasshopper mouse) is the source of this 3083-nucleotide messenger RNA. RefSeq names its product activity regulated cytoskeleton associated protein (gene Arc). Gene Ontology annotation, biological process: positive regulation of AMPA receptor activity; modulation of chemical synaptic transmission. NCBI's taxonomy places the organism in Eukaryota, Metazoa, Chordata, Mammalia, Rodentia, Cricetidae. The record is from RefSeq and is a predicted model, not a curated record. Bases 216 to 1406 code for a protein of 396 amino acids. The transcript has 3 exons. Gene Ontology annotation, molecular function: mRNA binding.